Kwoniella shivajii is the source of this 1299-nucleotide messenger RNA. RefSeq lists its product as uncharacterized. The record is from RefSeq and is a predicted model, not a curated record. The transcript has a single exon. The coding region runs from base 1 to 1299 and encodes 432 amino acids. NCBI's taxonomy places the organism in Eukaryota, Fungi, Basidiomycota, Tremellomycetes, Tremellales, Cryptococcaceae.
AUGGUUCAAGCGCCAACACAGAACCACCAUCAGGUUUCCUCACAGAGUAGGGAUCCAUACUUGGAUUUCCUUGAUGGAAGUUUGAUACCUUCUUUACCCAUUGCGGGGGGUAGAGUAGGACAUCAAGAACUGAUGGGAAUGGGUCUCGGCAUGAAUCGUCCUCCUCAGCCAAUCAUCGUUUCACCUCCGAAUCCUCAACUACCUUAUGCAGGAUUACCAUAUACCCGACCUCCUCCUCAACAAGGUAAUAAUGGACUACCGCCUCGAAUCUCUUCAGGUGGAUUACAACCUGGUAUGGUGAUCCGAAGUUCGUCAGAAGGCAAAAAACCUCAUCCCCCUUAUAUUUCGGGAAUGAGGGGACAUAUGCAAACUCAUUCGAUAUCCAAUGUCCGAACAUCUCCUGAUGAAGUAGAGAACAAGUCGGAAAGACCAUUGUUGAAAAGAUCAGGAUCGUUUGGUCAACUCGCCGCAUCUGACUUUCGAAAAGGUCCUACAGGGAAAUACGGACAUGGUCACGGAAGAACGGCUUCAGAAUCAACAAUAAUCGAUAUCCCCCAUUCCCUCAUCCCUUGUUCAGGUCAUGAUCCCCAUCCCGAUAAGCGAAGAACGACAAACCUGCAUCACUCCAUAUCAGAUUCAGCUGUACGUUCAACACCUCUAAACACCCAUAACCCUUCACUAAGUGAUUCUGAGAUUAAUGGGAUCAGACUUGGUUCUAUGAAAGAUACGCCUCCAAUCACCUAUUUAUUAGAUAUCUUACAUUCAUUGAUACCACCCGAAAGAUCAUUGAAUUCACCUCCGCCAUCUUCAGACAGUAGGAUACUUCAUCCAUUAAGUAUAUUGACUCCAAUGUCCAUCAUAUUAGAAGCGUUAGUCAUCGAAAGAACAAUAUUACAAUCACAAUCACAAGAUCAAGAUCAGAAUCAAGAGGAAGACUGUUGUAUCAUCCAACUGCCAUUAUUGAUCAAUGCAACGAGUUUUCAUUUGGAACAGGGUGAAUUGGAUUGGUCAAUAAUGAGAUGGUAUAUAUUAACAUUAGGUCAAUUGCUAAAUAACCUAUUACCAUUCCUUCAAGAGAUCGAACUGAAAGAGAGUGGAUUAUCGAAACAAGAUGAAGAGAUGAUCAAUGAUCUGAUGAAAUCUAUAAGGGCAUACGUUGGAAAGAUGAAAAAGGUCUUUGGUGAGAUAGCUGGUUUGUACGUUGAUAACUACAGCUUUAUAAGAGGUUUUUGGUCUGAAGAAGGAAUGAAAGAUGGUGCUCAAGAAGUAGGUAGAUGGGGUGAUUGGUUUGAUGCUUGA